Molecule: messenger RNA, 3125 nt
Organism: Anneissia japonica
Lineage: Eukaryota; Metazoa; Echinodermata; Crinoidea; Comatulida; Comatulidae
Product: selenocysteine-specific elongation factor-like
Exons: 14
Biological process (GO): selenocysteine incorporation
Molecular function (GO): GTP binding; translation elongation factor activity; GTPase activity
Source: RefSeq, a predicted model, not a curated record
UUUUUUUUCAAGAUGGCAGCCGCCACGAUACGGAACACACUGCUGAAUUUUAACGUCGGAGUUUUGGGACACAUCGAUAGUGGAAAGACAUCCCUAGCUAAGGCACUAAGUACCACUGCAUCCACGGCAAGUUUUGAUAAAAAUCCACAGAGCAAGGAACGUGGCAUUACUUUAGAUUUAGGAUUUUCCUCAUUUUCGGUGGAAAUUCCUGACCACUUGAGUGAGAGUCAGUAUGACAAGCUACAGUUCACGUUGGUAGAUUGCCCUGGACAUGCAUCACUGAUCAGGACUAUUAUCGGAGGUUCUCAAAUAAUUGAUCUGAUGAUGCUUGUCAUUGAUGUAACUAAGGGAAUGCAAACACAAUCUGCAGAGUGUUUGAUUAUCGGUGAGAUAACUUGUGAGAAAAUGGUUGUUGUUUUGAACAAAAUUGAUCUACUACCUCCACAGAAGAAGAAAGCAACGAUAGAUAAGAUGACAAAGAGAAUGUUGAAGACACUUGAAUCUACUCGUUUUGCUGGAUCUCCUGUUGUAGCUGUUGCUGCUAAGCCUGGUGGACCAGAUGGCCUAGAUGCCUCAGGGAGACCAGAUGUUCCUGGAGAAUCAGAAACCCCUGAUGGGAUUGAUAAACUUAUUGAGGAACUGAAGCGUCAAACAUAUAUUCCAUUGCGGGACCCAUCAGGCCCUCUCUUGUUCUUGUUGGAUCAUUGUUUUGGUAUACGGGGUCAAGGAACAGUUAUGACAGGUACAAUGUUAAGUGGAAGAGUGGAAAUUAAUGAUACUGUGGAAAUUCCAGCUUUGAAAGUGACCAAGAAAGUGAAAUCCAUGCAAAUGUUUCAUCAACCAGUUACCUCCAUAAUGCAGGGUGACCGUGCAGGAAUCUGUGUGACACAGUUUGACCCCAAGCAACUUGAGAGGGGCCUUGUAUGCACACCAGGCACCUUGCCAACAGUCUUUGGUAAGAUCUUCAGCUGAUAUUCAAAAUACAAAAAUAUUGCUGUAAUUUUUAUACUGAAAGUAAGUUUUCACACAUGACCUGGAACAAGUCCCAGCAGUGAAUUUAGUUUCUCAAAAGAAUUUAUAUAUCAAGAUGAGCUACUGAAGCCAUUACCAUCAAGUAUUGCUAAAGAGACUGAAAUUGCAGGCGAAUCCACUCACAUAUCUUCAGCCAAGCACCAGUGGGCAUUGUUAGAAUUUGAGAAACCAGUCACAUGUCCAGAAGCAUGUCUUGUGAUUGGUUCAAAGCUUGAUACUGAUAUUCAUUCUAAUGUUUGUCGUUUAGCAUUCCAUGGUAAAUUAGUGUAUCACAUGACAGAAAAGAACUACUUAGAAACCGUUUUACCUCAACUUAAAAUCUACAAGACAAAAUUCAGGGAAGGUGUUGUGGAAAGGAUGGCCGAUGAAUACAGUGUCAUUGGUCGCUCACUGUUUAAGAAGGAAACGAACAUCCAGUUGUUUAUUGGCCUGAAGGUUGAUCUGUCUACAGGCGAGCAAGGAAUCAUUGAUGGAGGUUUUGGUCAAAGUGGAAAGUUCAAAGUUAGGAUACCAAAUGGACUAAGUACUGAGACAUCAAAGCAAUUAUCAGCAUCAUCAAAGAAGAAAGGAAAGAAAAAACAAGAAUCAGAAGAGGGCGCUUCACCCGCAGACCACCAGCCAAUAAAAAUCACACUUCACUUCAAACGCUACAUAUACGAUGCAAUGAAGCAGAUGAUUCAAACAUGAAGAAGAAUGAGACAAAUAUUUUUUUGAAACAAUAAAUUUAUCAAUGUGAUACCAAUCACUAUGCAAACAUUAUUAAAUAAUAAUGAUAGAUGGAUUUAUAUAGCAUAAAUAAAGGAGGUCUCUAUGUGCUCGACAUAAGGUAAGAAGACAACAAAAAAGAGGAUAAAUCAAUAAGCAAGACAAAAACAAAAGUAAACCAAGCUACUGUAGCAUCCAAACUGAAGUAUGGGGCUACACUGUCACCACCAACUGGAGGUCUGUGUGACUUUAGGGCGAGAAUAAUUUCAUGUUUGGCCAAGUUAAGGAUGAUGUUUUUUAAGCGUGUCUGGAAGUUCAUAUGGGAUACCAUUGCAAUAGUCCAGUUUUUUAAAGUUACAAGAGUAUGAACUAGUUUUUUAGUUGUGUCUUUGUUUAGAAAGCCUGACUUACACUGUGUUGUAGGACCGUUGACUGAUGAAUCCACCUCCAGUCUACUGUCUGCUUAUUGUCAAUGACAGAAAGAGCAGGUUAUCAUUAAAAAUGACUGUUGCCUGCCUUUCGCGUUGCAUUCUCCGUGGGAUCUUCUCGGACGAUAAUCAUUGGUGAAGUUUGCCCAGGUUAAAGCUUGCACAAGUCAACACAAAUCAUGAUAUUUGGUUUACUUUCAAAAAAUUAUUUGUUUUAACUUAUUUAAAUUUUUGAGCUUUAUUAUUUUUGUAUAAAUUAAUCCAUCUUUUAAUUUUUGUGAGUAUGAGUGAGGUACGGUAUGCAUCUGUAUAAUCAUCAUAUUUUUAAUGUAGUGUACAGGUAUUAUACACAAUUAUUUUAUUGAGUCCUGCAUGUCAAAAUUGUUGGACAUAAAUACAUUUUAAUGUUUAAUCAGGAAUUUCAUAUAAUUGAAGAAUUAAGAACAUUGUUAUUUCAGUGGUAUAUGGGAAGUGGCAUCACGCUUAGGUGCUCACGGGGAACGAGGGAUCCUGAUAUUGUAGUUUUUAAAAAAUAAACCAUAGUUCCUUGUAUAGAUGUUAUUAAACAUGUUUUGUUUCUCACUAAAAUAUUCUGUACUUUUUUACACCUACAUCGAGUACAUAAGCCUUCUGUUAGGCCUAUACCAGUUCCAAAAGUUGGCCUAAGUAAUCUAUUUUGAUUUUGUCAUAAAAUUGUCUGAAAUAUUUCAUCAGUCAUGGACCAUUCACAAUACAGUCAACAGAGCCAUAAGCUCUGAGCGCGAGGUUAGCACGAGGGAGCAAAGCCUCCUGGGACCCCCACCAGGGGCGUUCACCUCCUAGACCCCGAUAAGCUAAUAUUUUCUCACAAUACUCCUAUGUAUUUCCAUUUAGUGUAUUCAAAGUUGAGAGGUGUAUUGGUAUUGUUUAAACAUAUUUGAGGAAGAAUGAAUAAAAUUUGAAGUAUGAAAUAAUGAUAGA